AUGGCGGGACUGCACUCAGAGAACAUUUCUAUCAACUCGACAAGGCUGCUCGAGCAGAGUUCGUCAGAGAAGGACAUCUGCGUGUUCUGUCUCCGCCGCGCCACCCCCUCCGCCUCCGACCCGCAUGCGCCGCUCUUCCCCUUCUUCUCUCUUGUCGACUGCCGCCACUACGCAUGUCAGCCGUGCGCUCUCGUCCACUGCGACAAUGCAGGCCGCCUCAUAUUCUGUCCCAAGUGCCACUGCGUCUCUCGCUUGGCGCAGUCGGGUCGGCGGCGCACGCGCAGUGCCGCGGCAGCCACCGAUGCCGAGGUGGACCGCGUGACCAUCGACGACGGCGUGUCGUCCACCCGUUCUCGCCGCACCCGCACUGGCACCACGCCACACCGCAGUGCUCUAAAGGGUAAGAGCGGCACCUCGAAGAGACGCGCAAACUCGGUUCAGUUUCCGACUAAUCCGACGACAUCAAUCGUGCCCGGAGAUGGUCACGGCGACGCAAGCGGCACAGCGGCGGUCUCAACAGAGGCCGACAGUGCCACUGAAGAGCACCGUCAGCGCAGGGCGUUGUCACCCUUAACGCAGGACGCCGUUGACGCCAUCCCACUCGACCCAGUCGAAGCACGACGCCGACGGUCUCGCGAGCAGCAGCAGCUCCGCGCCGCUGAAGCCGCCGCCAAGGCAGAGAAAGCGGUAAGUCUGUAUGCUAUAACAGCCGCGCCCCCUAUGCCAUCUGCCUCCGCCGCCUCGGGCACCGCCGCCAACGAAGGAUUCAAGAAGACGAAGGACCGCUCGCGCUCGCAGCCGGUGCCAAAGCUACCAAACACAAUCCUGGAGCCGAAGCAGGAGUACCCGCUGCCGCCUCCACUGGUGCUGCACACAGUGGAGGAGGAGGAAGCACGUGCCUCUGCAGCAACCACCGAAGAAGAUGAGAAGGCAAAGAACAGUGCAUCGGCGUUGGCGCCGCGGCAGGUGGAGAAUGAAGUCGAGGCAGCCAUGGUGGCACCGAAGGACGAGUCAAUUGCUGCUAGAACGUUGUCAACACCCGCCGAUCUCACCGAGGAGCUCGAGCAACCGCUGCAACUACUGGACGACUGCCAGAACAACGAAGCUGAAGAGCGCAGCGUCGUUGGAGACGCUGAGGCACACGAACGCGCCGCGCUGAAGCAGCAGAUGGAAGAGGAAGACACGGCCAUUCACGCACGCCGAGGACUGGUGGUGGAGUUUGAUUCAACGCCCAUCCCGCUCCAGCAACAACAGUCAACCCCGCGUCACCAGGACUCACAUCACAGUAACGUCGGCUCCCUCUCCGUGGGCGACUUCGCCGACCAGGUCAGCGGCACGUCCGAUGACGAGCUGUCGCAGCGAGCAUGUGAGCACAAGUCGGUCACCGGCAGCAACAGUACAAGCCGUCGGCGACGUCGCACAUCUGCCAAUGGCACCUCGGAGCCCCGGCCGCACUCGCUUGAGAAUGGGACCUACGAACUAGACGCGAAGGUAGAGAAGGAUGGACAGGUGAACGCUGCCGGCACUCCUGGUAGUGCCAUCUUCAGUGUCAGGAAGUCCGUCACGGGGUCGGGCACGACCGAGGAUACGCUCUCACCCAUGACCUCCGCACGCCAAGCUCGUGUCUCGGCCGGCGAGGAAAGCGAGGAUGACGGGGAGCGGGUCUCCGUCGUGGCUUUGUCAGGCAAAGAAGAUGUAGUGAAGCUCGACGCGGCCAGGGCGGCGGAGGCGGAAGCGACGGCUGUGAUGGAGGCACUGGCAGCCGCUGCUCGAGCUGCAGAAGAUGUCAGAGUCCUUGAGGCGCAAGAAAGGGAGCGGCAGCGGCAGCGGCAACGGGAAGAGGAGGAGCACCAACGUCAGCGCCGCGAAGAACACGCGUCCUUUGCUCGUCACGCCCUGCAAGACCGCGAAGGCCUAGCGCGAGAAGCGCUGGAGGAGGCGGAGGCAGCUGUGCGUACGCACUACGAGCGCGGCGCUGACGAAUGGCUAAAAGCGGCGCUGCCGUAUGAGCUGGAGGCGCAGCGGAGAGCCCGUGCAGCAGCGGAGCACAGACGUCAGCAGGAGCAGCAACAGGCACAGUUGACAGCGGAAGAAGGUCUCGACCGGGACGAAGUGGAAGAGGCAGAAGCAAACUCGUGGUCGUGGCUGCUCUCAGGUGCUCGCGUUGACCGUGUGGUGGCGGCGACUGAAGAGGGCGACCGCGUGCAGAGAGAGUACGAAGAGCUGCGCUGUGAGCGGCUUCUGCUCCAGUUCCGUGAAGACACUGUAGAUCUUGUUCACGAAGAGGAGUGCGGUCGAGCCUCCUUUGUUGAGUACGAGGCCGCGAUGCGCAGUAUCCUGCAGAGUCACCACGCGGCGCAACGGCAGGUGCUUGCGGAAGGCGAGCAGCGGCAGAAGGCUGAGUUUUUCAAAAAAGCUGCAAUGCGUCGCGAGGAAGCGCGUCGCCAGCGCUGGCAAUGGGAGCUGGAUGAGUUAGAUGCGGACGAGGUGGGCGACCGCACGAUACUGUGCGAGGUGGAGAGGGAAGAGCGGCGCACGGCGAGCCUAAUGUUUCUGCAAAGACUGGCAUCCAUACGGCGAAAAGGAGUGUUGUCGCUGGACGAAGUUGUGGUUGCUGCGGCCGCCGCUGCCGAAGACCCUGGCGGGUCCUCUAUUUUGUCCGACGCGCCAACCAUGAUUGCUGCGCAUGCGCCUCGUCGCGUGCAGCAGCGGAAGUCCAUCACCGCCGCUCCGCUGAUGACUGAGGCGGAUGGAGACGGUGACAAUGGCGACGCCGAUGUAACCCGUGCCGCGACACCGCCGCAGCUCGGCACUCCGCUCAUUACACUGGAGCAGCUCGCGGAACUGCGUGCAAGCGAAGCUGCGUACGCCGCUGAGCUGCAGGCUGCCUUGGAGCGCCUCCAGGAAGCCGAACGGCGUGUUGCCGAGGAGGCGGCCAUCCGCGCGCAAGCACAACAGGAGCGCCAAGAGAUACACGCUGAGUCGCAGCGCCUCUUGCUGGAGGCUGAACAAAGAGCUGAGCGACGCAUCCGCGAGGCACGUGAUGCGGCAGAGCAGCUGCUGCAGGCACGGCUUGACGACUUUCGUGACGAGGCGGCCCGCCGCGCUGAGCACGCGGCGGUCAUGCAGGCCCUCGCUGAGGAGGAGAAGCGAGCCGUCUUGGAGGCGAAGCUGCAGGCUGCGCAGCGUCAGCUGGACGAGGCGCAGCAGCGAGCGCAGGAGGAGGUACGCCGUGCGCGCGAAGAUGCGGCGGAGAUGGCAGCUGCCGACGCCGCCCGUGCUGCCCGCGAAGCUCAGCGCCGCGAGGAAGAGUGGCAGGAACGGAGCCGUGCGGAGCACCUCCUGCGGCUAGCUGAACAGGCGAGCGAAAGGGAAGAGGCGAUUCGCCGCCUUGCUGAAAUCGAGACGCGCGCCGCAGAAGCGGUCCAAUUGGCGCGUGAGGAAGCCGCACGGACCGCCGCAGAGGCACAGGAGCGGCUGGCUGACAUGGUGCGGAGACAGCAAGCGCGGGAGGCGGAGGUGCAGCUCGCGGCGCAGCGCGUCCGUAGUGCUCGUGACAGCCUGCGCGAGUUCGACUCGUGUAGUCAGUCGUCGCUGCACACGACCCCAUCCAGGACAGCCCAGCCAGGUUCAAGACCUGCACUAGACAGCAGCGACCAUGGGGUACCAAGCCUAGCCGCUAGCUCCUCAGCCCACGCCUCGCAAGCGGCAGGAGCUGUGACAUCGCAAGCGUCUGCACACACUCCCUUGCAGACCCCGCCGCUGGCUCCGUCCUCGCCCCGCACAUCCUCGGCGAUACAAGGUCAGUCAUCGACGCUGCGCUCCACCGUAAGGGUAUCAGCAGCAGAGGCAGAAGCGCAUAUGAGCCUAUCUGACGCGACCCCUCCGCGGGUGGUUCUCAGCUCACAGCACACACCUCUCUCUUCGGUUGUCGCACCAGGCCCCGAACGCGGCGGACCUGCCGUGCCGUCGUCCUCCGCAUCCGCUGCGGCCGCCACCACCAGCCUCACCGCGAUAGACCCGGCGGAUAUCAUUCGUGUCGCCAUCCACUCUGCCGUUCAGGAAAUCAUCGAGGCGCAGCGACGGACACAAGCACUGCAGGAUCGAGCUGAGAAGCAGGUCGAGCUUAGCGAGCACCGCUACCACCGCCGCAAAGGUGAUCGCCUGCGUGCCGCACGGGACGUCGAGGUUAUCGAGUCCUCUUACAUUGCAAGCGAAGAGAACGAGAGUGAGGAGCGACGCCACCGAUGGCGACCAUGGACCCAGCAGUUGCACCAGCAGACCCGGCAGCGCCAACCAAUGCGCGACUACGAGCACGAAAACCGCGCCGCCAGCUUGCGCACGUCAGAGGAACACCUGCAGUCGGCUCGCUCCUCUCGCGACGGCUACGCAGAAGAAGUGAGCGAAAGCCCGUGGACACGCAGCGCCUCCUCACCCGCAUCACGACGGUCACCGACGGGCGCGCCACUGCCAACCGCCUCCUCUGCCGCCGCGGCCGCGGUCCCCAGCUCGGUAAGCAGCCACACGCUGCUCAGCACGUCGUCUGUGUACUUUGACAACAGCUACCGAGCCUUGGCGACGGCACGUGGCGCGACGCGCCCGUUCUAUGGGCGCUGCAGCUACGACUGUCCUCCCGCCCAACCACAGCAGACGCAGCAGCCCUCGGCGUCCUUUGCGCCGUACAGUGCGGCGUCACGCGUUCUGUUUGGGCCUCGCGUGGGGCAUCCGGUCCGCGAGGUGCGGCCAGACAUAGACCGUAACGAUGUUUCUGCCCGGAGCAUGCCUGUCGGGGUCGAAGCGCAUGCGUACCCGCGCGCCGCCUUGCAGCAACAGCAGCGGUACGCCACCGGGGCAACGCAGCCCCCUCCUCCUCCUCGGCAACUGUCCCUUCAGCCCACCAGCGCCACAGCAGCAGACUCUUCAGCGGCACACGCCUACAACGACCCAGAGCCGCUUCCACCAGCGUCGGCGGCGAUGGAAUAUUCGCCACCGCCUCGCCGUAGCGCCACACGUGCCGCAGUGGAGGUGGAGUUGCAGCAGCAGCAGCAGCAGCUGCCUCGGGCGGCAGGUGCGGGCGCUAACGGGAGUAGUUGUGACGGUAUCGGCGCACUCCCACAGCCGAGUCGCAUGUGCCCUCGCUGUUACCGCACAGAGACCACAUCCCCAUGCUGGCGCUGCGGAGAGAUGAUCUGCCGGCACUGUGGCUUGCCACCUGGCUCAGCACGGCAGCUGUGCUGCACAGCGCACCACCGCGCGCAGCUGCGUGAAUUUACGCGCCGCAAGACCUACGAGAGCGGCAAUGCAGCGGCCUCCGCCAGAACUGGCAAGGUGCCGUCGUCCCCGCCGCCUCAGCAGCAGCCGCAGCAGCAGCGGCGGCUUCGCGGAGAGCAAGAGGUGCAGACUUCCUUUGUUUUCUCGAAAACCAGCGUUCGAGGCGACAAUGCAGCACCCUUGGCAGAUGAGUCAGCCACGCGGUUUGACGCGGGCACUUCACCACUCACGAGCCCUUCGCCGCCGUGCUUGAUACCCCCAUCAGCGUACCGCGCGCCGCAGCAGCACCAACAACCGCAGGUGCGACAGCACUACCCUAGCGCUUACCCACCCUUCACGACGACGGGGCCUGCGGCACUGUCGCAGCAACCAGUGUACUCGCCAGGCUACCAUUCGGCCGCAGCAGUGUACCCAUACGUGUACCCUUACUCACUGCAGAAACAGCACCUGUUUCCCCCCUACCAGCUGCCAUUCUACACCGACAGCGAGGGACCUCAUGCGAUGCCUCCACCGCUGGACCCGCACGCGCCGCCAUUCAGUCAGCGUCAGCUUUCUGCCCCAUUGGGCUACUCGGUUCGUGCCGCAACGGCAGCGCUGGGGUGCGCUGCCGUCGACGCCAGUGGGGCUGGCUUCGCAGCAAGUAUGACUCCGUCCGAGGUGAAACAGCAGCAGAAGGCUGCAGUGGCGUCAUCAGGGGCUUGGACAGCGCAGGAACUGCCCCCGUCGGCGAUUCAACCGGCGUCUGUCCGCACCACCACCAUGCCUCCUGCUCCGCCUGCAGGGCUAACCCAGUCGCCGCCACCUUCGACGCUAUCUCCGUCGCAGCAGAAAGCCAGUGAGAGCAUGGCCCUCCAUGGUACCGAAGGCAGAGCCAUGGUGGUGGUGCCAACGGCACCCGCAGCGGCGGCCAUGGAUAGCACACCGUAUGAGCAGGUGCAACGACAACACCCUUCCUCGACACGGACGGAUGAGGGUCGCACAAAUGUGGAGGCGAAGGUGCCAGGGGCGACUGGGAGCCAUACCUUGCCGAACGCGAUCAUCGCUUCAGCCACAACUAGAAGUGCGGCAGCAAGCAUCAGCCUGUCUGGUCGCGCGUCGGAGAAGCAGGGCGGCACUAGAACACCCGUGGAUGCUGCGUCGACCUCGUGUGGUGGCGCUGGUGAAGAAAACGACAGCGAUGGCACGUCUCGAGCGACCACCGGCGCCACCGCCGCAGAGGCUCUCGAGGAGCCCAAGACAGAGCGAAAGAAGACCUUCCCAGCGUUCUUCGUGUCGCUUGGCGAUGGCAACAGCGCUGCAGAACCGCGGCGGCCGAAGCCGCCAACGCCGCGGAACUUCGUGCCGAGCCUGUUGAUGCCGACGAGCCUGGCAGGGGUGCCGCCGUCUAAGAAGCAGCGGCGGCGAACCUCGCCGUAUGGCGUGCUGCUCACAUCGCAGAGCCGCAACGAUGGGCAGAUGGCCCAUUACCAGCAUCAGCGCCGCAAACUAUCUCCGCUUCAAGCGCACGAAAGGAACUGCCCACCUGAUGCUCGCAAGAGCGUCAGCCCAGGUCGUGGCUUUGGCGCGCAGCGCCCCCAGUGGCAUACGUCCCCGAGUCCGUACGAGCAAGCGCCAAACGAGAGCGGCGCAAGAGACGUGCGGCGGAAGACGCCGGUCUAUCCGCCACCGCAGCAGCCGCAGCGGCAGCGUGCCCAUAUUAACGGUACGGCGGCUGUCAUGACUAAGUCUAUUAAAUCCUACAUCAAGUCUCUCUCUCCCGUGGUCGUGGUGGAUGAGUCUGGCACUCCGAUUGUGUACGAGGACGUAUGUAAGGCGGAGUCGGACAGUCAGCGGAGGCAGCAGCAGCAGCAGCAGCAGCGGUGGCGACCGCAGGAAUGGAGCGCCACUACCGCCCAAGCCAUUCAUGACAUCUACCUCAGUAGUGGCGGCAUCAGAGGUGGUGUGGCCGAUGGUAAGCGCAACCACCCUGAGUCGCACCAUGACCGCAGCAAGCUGAGCCGCUACUACGUAGAGGCACUAUCGCAACCGCAUGAUCCCUCGCAGCAGCAGCAACACGAGCGCUCGUCUCGUAGUGAGUCCUACUACCCACACUUCACUUCACCUGGCGUAACAAGCGAGACACAGUCUCAACCUCCUCAUCAGCAGCAACAGCAGCAUCUUUACGCGCCAUCACAGCCGCACAUACCCACCCACAUCGCCUACGCUGCCUCACUCGCGGAUCGCCGUGUGCCGACGCUGGCAGAGCUGGAGAAGCGCUUGCAGCAGCUGCGGCAGGUGGACGAGUACGAGGCUUCUCAAUAUCAUCGUCGCCAAGUGCAGUAUGCGCAUCACCACCAGCAGAAGCAGCCACACAUUCAUGUGCUUCUUCACAACCCUGGAGCUGUGGCGAUGGGUAGCCAUACCGGCGAAUUCGUGGCGGCAUCCUCGUACGCUACUCGUGAAGUAGCGCAGCCGCAGCAGCGACGCCACAGCAGCGCAACAGGGAGGCAUCCACAACAACGCACAGUGUCGCCACCCUGGCGAACGGACCUGAACUCGUCCCCGGUGCGGCCGCGGUGGGACAUCAGCCAGCCUCGCUCGCCCAUUUACCACCCUGCGCCGGCAACGACGGCUGGCAAUUGA
Leishmania braziliensis MHOM/BR/75/M2904 is the source of this 7893-nucleotide messenger RNA. RefSeq lists its product as hypothetical. Lineage: Eukaryota; Euglenozoa; Kinetoplastea; Trypanosomatida; Trypanosomatidae. The coding region runs from base 1 to 7893 and encodes 2630 amino acids. The transcript has a single exon. The record is from RefSeq and is a predicted model, not a curated record.